AUGUUGAAGCAAUCACCAAACAGAAACAUGAGGACAAAUGGCUUCAAGGUAAAACAAGGUCUUAAAAUAUUUACUUUAAUAGCUGCUGCCAUUUGGUUGUUAUACCAACUCAAGCACUCAGAUGAGACCAAAGUACUUGGAAGGAAAGGGUUUCAAUUUUGGAUGAAAAGUCCGUAUGAGUUGAUGGGGGGUGUGAAAAAGAGAAAAAAUGAUAUUGUAAUGGAAGAAAACAUUGGUUUGGGUAAUGAUGUUGUAGAUCGAGAUCGAGUGGAAGAGGAAGAACCCGAGGAAAUAGAGAAUGUGGUUGAUGAAGAAGACGAAGAAGAAAAUGAAGCGAUGGAAGAAGAUAUGAUGAGCUUAUUAGAAUAUCAAGCUGAAAAAGAUACACAUGCGACAGCGAAAAGGCAUCGCAAAGAGACUCGUGUACUAUGA
This is a messenger RNA of Lathyrus sativus (Indian pea), 432 nucleotides long. The record is from the annotation of a GenBank genome assembly. Lineage: Eukaryota; Viridiplantae; Streptophyta; Magnoliopsida; Fabales; Fabaceae.